CCAUGAGGGCCUUAUCUGUGGGGGAUCAGAGGCAAAAACCUCAGCUGCUCUGUCGUUCAUCUCCUUUCCUUUUAGGUUGAGUUUUCCGGUUGUGCUCAGUCCAACCCAAGAACGAGAGGAGCUUGGAGCAUCUCCUGGACAUGGCGAAUUCUAUAUGCUUCGCUCCGGCUUGUUCUGUCAAGCCUCCACCCAGAGUGGGAGCGGUGAUUGGUAGCUCGGUUGCUGGGAAAGUUCUCCGAGUGAAUGAAGCGUGUAUUGGGACUAAAGUUGCAAGAUUUCGGUCUGUGGAAGUUAAGGCUGCAGAGGAUAGUCAAGGCACCAAACCCCGAAGCAUUGUUUGUGGUAAUUGUGAUGGAAAUGGUGCAGUGCAGUGUUCCCAAUGUGAAGGGACUGGAGUAAACUCUGUAGACCACUUCAACGGACAGUUUAAAGCGGGCGGGAUAUGUUGGCUUUGCAGAGGCAAAAAGGAGAUGUUGUGCGGGGACUGCAAUGGAGCCGGCUUCCUCGGUGGAUUCAUGAGCACAUUUGACGAAUGAAUUUCUCCUUUUGCCUAAAUUUCAUUAUUUUCAGUAAUGCGCAUUAGCCUCUAGUACAAUCGUCCUUCAUAAGGAUAGUAUGCAAUGUGCUGUUUUUGAAGUCCCAAUGAGAAGGAUGAAGUCCGUUCCGUAUCGAGUACAUUCAGUUCUUUAGUGUUCUCUCUGAUAAAUUUAUAUGGAAGCGGUUUUGAUGUA
Messenger RNA from Eucalyptus grandis, 731 nucleotides. Its product is annotated as protein BUNDLE SHEATH DEFECTIVE 2, chloroplastic. Bases 141 to 536 code for a protein of 131 amino acids. Gene Ontology annotation, molecular function: protein folding chaperone. The transcript is spliced from 5 exons. Gene Ontology annotation, cellular component: protein folding chaperone complex; chloroplast stroma. NCBI's taxonomy places the organism in Eukaryota, Viridiplantae, Streptophyta, Magnoliopsida, Myrtales, Myrtaceae. The record is from RefSeq and is a predicted model, not a curated record.